AUGAACUUCAAAAUCAUUUACACCUGCGAUGAACUCCUAAGUUUACAGCAUGAAGGCGUCUUAUUCAAAAAUACCGAGCUGCCGAACAAGGAGUUCUGGAGAUUCAACGUUAGGAAUUUCACGAAGACUAAUGGAAGUACUACGAAAUCAUUGCAAAAAUCUCAUAACAAUUACAAGAAAAAGGCCAUACACAAAUCUCCAAGUGAAGAUAAUUUUGAGGAAGAGACUCCGGAAUGGCUAGACGAAACGGAUUUCAAAGUCGAUUCGAGUUUUGUGGGAUACAGUUCCAUUGGUACGCAUUCAUACGAAGAAUUCGAAAGGGAGAAAAAAGAGUUCCAUAGAAGACACGGAGGAUUCAGAGAACCCCAAAGUCUGGAGGCACCAGUCAUUGAACAUGUGCCAUCCAGCUCAUUGGAAAAAGACUUUACAGGGAGCAAAACCGCUUUUUCGUCAGCUGAAGACAGUCAGUUUGAUCAAGAUUUGGAACUAAGGGACCAUUUGAACGGGCAAUUUUUCGACAAUUUAUUGAAGAACAAACUCGAACCGACGGAGAAGCAUGAGCAACCCGCAGAGCAAAAGAUUAGGCAAAUAGACACUUCGGAGACAUCCAAGUUUGAACGAUUAUUUCAAGCUAAGUCUGGUUCAAGUAUCCCAAUUGAUAAUUCAGGCACAACUUAUACCAACAACAUAACAAAUGCUCCGAUUCAAUCGCAAAAUCAUGGGUCACCAUUCAACAAUCAAGGAUUGCCGACAAACCAGUCUUUUGGUAACCUUCCACCUGGUAUUCCGCUGGGACCUCAGUCCACUCAAAUGCCACCAAUGCUGCCGCCUGGGUUCAACUCUAAUUAUUUCCCACCACCACCACCACCACCACCAGAGUUGCUCAAGCUUAUUCAGGAGGGCAAGUUGCCACCCCUACCGGGCAUGCCUCCAGGUUUGAACUUUCCAGUACCUCAGAUGGCUCCGCAAAUGAUGCCUUUUCCGACAGUUCAAAACAAAUACACUUCAAUAGCACCUGAAAACUCAUCUGGAUUCAAUAAUCAGUUGCCGCAAGGGACAUUUCCUUUAUUACCUCCUGGAAUCACUAAUCCCAUGAUGGGGUUGAGACAUUUUGAUUCUCAAGGUCAGUUUUUAGAAAGUGAUGCAAAGUCGAAGCAUUCAAAUUUUCAGCAAAAACAUGAUACGUUCAAGCACCCAUGA
Molecule: messenger RNA, 1200 nt
Organism: Ogataea philodendri
Lineage: Eukaryota; Fungi; Ascomycota; Pichiomycetes; Pichiales; Pichiaceae
Exons: 1
Coding region: 1-1200 (399 amino acids)
Source: RefSeq, a predicted model, not a curated record